AAGAAGCAGAAGGAGACACAGAGUGGAGCCCAGAGGGAGAUGGGCCCUGUGGCCUCAGCUGACAAACCCACCACCAAGCUCAGCACCAGCCGCAAUGACGAAGGCUUCUCCUCCAGCUCACAGGACGUUAACGGAUUCACAGAUGGCAGCCGCGGGGAGCUGUCCCAGCCCACCCUGACCAUCCAGACGCAUCCCUACCGGGCCUGCGACCCUGUGGAAAUGAGCUACCCUCGGGACCAGUUCCAGCCAGCCAUCCGGGUGGCUGACCUGCUCCAACACAUCACCCAGAUGAAGAGAGGCCAGGGCUAUGGGUUCAAGGAGGAAUAUGAGGCUUUACCAGAGGGGCAGACAGCUUCGUGGGACACAGCCAAAGAGGAUGAGAACCGCAAUAAGAAUCGAUAUGGCAACAUUAUAUCCUAUGACCAUUCUCGAGUGAGGCUGCUGGUACUGGAUGGAGACCCACACUCUGACUACAUCAACGCCAACUACAUUGAUGGGUACCAUCGACCUCGGCACUACAUCGCAACUCAAGGUCCCAUGCAGGAGACUGUCAAGGACUUCUGGAGAAUGAUUUGGCAGGAGAACUCAGCCAGCAUCGUCAUGGUCACAAACCUCGUGGAAGUGGGCAGGCACCCAGCGGAACACACUGUGGGAAAUGCCACUCUAGGCCGUGCUGCGUCCCCCGGAAUGGUGAAGUGUGUGCGAUACUGGCCAGACGACACAGAGGUCUACGGAGACAUUAAAGUCACCCUGAUUGAAACAGAGCCCCUGGCAGAAUAUGUCAUCCGCACCUUCACUGUCCAGAAGAAAGGCUACCAUGAGAUCCGGGAGCUCCGCCUCUUCCACUUCACCAGCUGGCCGGACCACGGCGUCCCCUGCUAUGCUACCGGCCUCCUGGGCUUCGUCCGCCAGGUCAAGUUCCUCAAUCCCCCGGAAGCUGGGCCCAUAGUGGUCCACUGCAGUGCUGGGGCUGGGAGGACCGGCUGCUUCAUCGCCAUUGACACCAUGCUCGACAUGGCCGAGAAUGAAGGCGUGGUGGACAUCUUUAACUGUGUGCGUGAGCUCCGUGCCCAGAGGGUCAACCUGGUGCAGACGGAGGAGCAGUACGUGUUCGUACAUGAUGCCAUUCUGGAAGCAUGCCUCUGUGGCAACACAGCCAUCCCAGUGUGCGAGUUCCGCUCUCUCUACUACAAUAUCAGCAGGCUGGACCCCCAGACCAACUCCAGCCAAAUCAAAGAUGAAUUUCAGACCCUCAACAUCGUGACUCCCCGGGUCCGGCCAGAGGACUGCAGCAUUGGGCUCCUGCCCCGGAACCACGAUAAGAAUCGGAGCAUGGAUGUCCUGCCCCUGGACCGCUGCCUGCCCUUCCUCAUCUCAGUGGAUGGGGAAUCCAGCAACUAUAUCAACGCAGCACUGAUGGAUAGCCACAAGCAGCCCGCCGCCUUUGUGGUCACGCAACACCCUCUGCCCAACACUGUGGCAGACUUCUGGAGGCUGGUGUUCGAUUAUAACUGCUCCUCCGUGGUGAUGCUGAACGAGCUGGACACCGCUCAGCUCUGUAUGCAGUACUGGCCAGAGAAGACCUCGGGAUGCUAUGGGCCCAUCCAGGUGGAGUUCGUCUCUGCAGACAUCGACGAGGACAUCAUCCACAGGAUAUUCCGCAUCUGUAACAUGGCUCGGCCACAGGAUGGGUAUCGCAUAGUCCAGCACCUUCAGUACAUUGGCUGGCCGGCCUACAGGGACACACCCCCCUCUAAGCGCUCUCUGCUCAAAGUGGUUCGACGCCUGGAGAAGUGGCAGGAGCAGUACGAUGGGAGGGAGGGACGCACUGUGGUCCACUGCCUAAACGGGGGCGGCCGCAGUGGAACCUUCUGUGCCAUCUGCAGCGUGUGUGAGAUGAUCCAGCAGCAAAACAUCAUCGACGUGUUCCACAUCGUGAAAACAUUACGUAACAACAAGUCCAACAUGGUGGAGACCCUGGAACAGUAUAAAUUUGUAUACGAGGUGGCCCUGGAAUAUUUAAGCUCCUUUUAGCCCAACAGGAUGGGGAAGCUGCUGCAGCCAUGCCCCCUUUUCUGUGAAUGGCAGUGACUGGGCUCAGGGGCUAAGAGGUGACUGGGGGUCCCGUGGUCCACGGUGGGCUCUGCACCUUCCAAAGGGUCUCCAGUUGCUUUGGGGGAUGCUGCCCAGCAAGGCCCAGGCUUCUUUUCCACCCCACCCCCCAUCAGCCUCUGCCAAGGGCCGGUGUAGACACACACCCAGAGCAAGGCCCGGAUUUUUCAGUGCCCAGGACCUCUUGCUUUUGCUCUUUGCAAGUCUGUGAAUCUCACGGCAAGCCGACAGUGCAGGCGCAGGGUGGGCACAAUCGGACCCUUGGGGUCACUGCCCUGCUGCCCCCCGCCAUCUCCUCCAGGGACCUCUGGCACAGGACACCUGCUGCCUGGACCAUGGGGACCUCAGGAUGCUCCCGAGACCACGGCAGAAGCCCCCGCCCUCCCACCUAACCUGCAUGGGGCUUGGCCCACCACCAUUCUGUACCCCUCCCCCAGCCCAGGCCUUGACCUUCUGGCAUUCACUGGCCAGCCCACUGUGUCCCGCUGUGUCCGUGACACU
This is a messenger RNA of Phacochoerus africanus (Common warthog), 2613 nucleotides long. Its product is annotated as receptor-type tyrosine-protein phosphatase T. The record is from RefSeq and is a predicted model, not a curated record. Gene Ontology annotation, biological process: protein dephosphorylation. Gene Ontology annotation, molecular function: protein tyrosine phosphatase activity. The coding region runs from base 40 to 2034 and encodes 664 amino acids. The transcript has 17 exons. Lineage: Eukaryota; Metazoa; Chordata; Mammalia; Artiodactyla; Suidae.